AUGGGAAGGGGAAGAGUUCAGCUAAGGCGGAUCGAGAACAAGAUAAGGAGACAAGUAACAUUUUCGAAGCGAAGGGCGGGUUUGGUGAAGAAAGCUCAAGAGAUCUCAGUCUUAUGUGAUGCUGAUGUUGCUUUGAUUGUCUUCUCCCCUAAAGGCAAACUCUUUGAGUACUCUGCUGGUUCCAGCAUGGAGAGAAUUCUAGAUCGAUAUGAGAGAUCUUCAUACGCCGGUCAAGAAACUCCAACACCAAAUCUAGACUCACAGGGCGAAUGUUCAACAGAAUGUUCUAGGCUCUUGAGGAUGAUUGAUGUCAUGCAAAGAAGCGUAAGGCAUUUAAAAGGGGAAGAGGUGGAUGCUCUAAGUAUCAGAGAGCUUCAGGGUCUGGAGAUGCAACUUGAUACUGCCCUAAAAAAAACUCGCUCUAGAAAGAACCAGCUCAUGAUAGAGUCCAUAGCACAACUUCAGAAAAAGGAAAAGGAACUAAAAGAACUGAAGAAACAACUAACAAAGAAGGCUGGUCAAAGAGAAGACUUUGAGCCACAAAACCUCAGGCAUGACUUGGCUACGCCUCCAUGUGCAUCACCACAAGCGCUUCCCCGACCUAUAUCUCCUCCUCCUCCUAUAUCUUUUGGGGAAACGUCACAAAGGAAUGGAGUGGAGGGAGUAGCUGCCGGAACCCUAAUUCGGAAUACGAAUACAACGUUGCCGCAUUGGAUGCCCAGGCUCACCGGAGAAUAAGUACCCUUUUGGUUUGUUAAUUUUCAGUGCUUAAUAUAAAGUAAUGGAAUAAUUUAUCCGAAUACAAGAAAUUAUCUUAUGCUUUGAUAAUCUUA
This is a messenger RNA of Capsella rubella, 833 nucleotides long. RefSeq names its product truncated transcription factor CAULIFLOWER A. Bases 1 to 738 code for a protein of 245 amino acids. Gene Ontology annotation, molecular function: protein dimerization activity; DNA-binding transcription factor activity, RNA polymerase II-specific; RNA polymerase II cis-regulatory region sequence-specific DNA binding. The record is from RefSeq and is a predicted model, not a curated record. Gene Ontology annotation, cellular component: nucleus. The transcript is spliced from 8 exons. Gene Ontology annotation, biological process: positive regulation of transcription by RNA polymerase II. NCBI's taxonomy places the organism in Eukaryota, Viridiplantae, Streptophyta, Magnoliopsida, Brassicales, Brassicaceae.